AUGACGCUCAAGGAGGAAUUCGCGACGCGCAACUUCAGUACGCUCGGCAUUCUCUCCAUGAUUCUCUGCUUUGCCCUUGGCAUUGCCAACAUCUUCGUCUUUAGAGUCAUCAUCAUUGUUUUCUCUGUCAUCACUCUGUGCUUCUCCUUCGUGAUCCUCUUCAUCGAAGUCCCUCUCCUCCUGCGCAUCUGCCCGACCUCGUCCACGUUCGACCAAGCCAUCCGCAAGAUCUCGACAAACUACAUGCGCGCCGCCGCCUACGGCGUCAUGGCCGCGGUCGUUUUCCUGUCCAACAUUGAUCGCGCCACUUCGCUCAUCGUCCCGGGUAUCUUUUUGACGCUUACCGGUCUCUGCUACAGCCUGGCGGCGCUCAAGGGCCAGGACUUUGUGGGCAGCAAGACGCUUGGUGGCUCGGGGGUUGCGCAGAUGAUUGUAUAA
Sordaria macrospora k-hell is the source of this 438-nucleotide messenger RNA. The record is from RefSeq and is a predicted model, not a curated record. Lineage: Eukaryota; Fungi; Ascomycota; Sordariomycetes; Sordariales; Sordariaceae.